This is a messenger RNA of Oppiella nova, 363 nucleotides long. Lineage: Eukaryota; Metazoa; Arthropoda; Arachnida; Sarcoptiformes; Oppiidae. The record is from the annotation of a GenBank genome assembly.
UUAUCGAUUAGUGUCCAGAAGAAGGUGUUGUGGGUUUGGGUUACCAUUCCCUGCGAGAAAGGGAUCGGUUCCUGCAGUUACGACGAUGUCUGUCAAAUAGUCACCAAAUUUAAGUGUCCACAAGCGUUCAAGAAGUACGGCAUCCCCUGCCAGUGUCCCUUAACGAAAGGUAUCUACGGUUUGCCAUCGAGUGUUGUGGUAGAUAUAGACAAAUCGAUACUUCCCUCGUGGCUCGAGUCUGGCUCUUAUAAAGCGAGGGCUAAGUUAACCGACAGCACAUCCAACCAAAUACUAUGCAUUGAUGUCUCGCUAUCCGUCAAAGCAAAGGCUACACACUCUAAACAGUGCCUCAAUUUUGUCUGA